AUGACGAACGUGGUCCAAGUGACAAAUGUCUCUCCGAGCACCACCUCUGAACAGAUGAGAACUCUGUUUGGUUUUCUGGGAAAUAUUGAAGAACUAAAGUUAUUUCCACCAGAUGAAUCUCCCUUGCCUGUGACUUCACGUGUCUGUUUUGUAAAGUUCCAUGAGUCGGAGUCGGUUGGAGUGUCCCAGCAUCUGACUAACACCGUCUUCGUGGACAGAGCCCUGAUUGUGGUCCCAUUUGCAGAAGGAGUCAUACCUGAUGAGUCUAAAGCCCUUUCACUGCUGGCUCCAGCAAAUGCAGUGGCAGGAUGCAUGCCAGGGGGAGGCCUUCUACCCACUCCAAAUCCUAUGGCUUCGAUGGGAGGCGUUCCUCUUUCGGCUCUGGGGAAUCCGAACAUGGAUCCCAUGGCAGCCAUGGGCAUGUCUGGCAACAUGAACCCACAGGCCCUUUCUGCUGACUUCCUGAAGCUUAUGCAGUCCAUGGAUCCGACUAAGAUGAAUCCAAUGGCUGCUGGAAUGAUGGUUAAUCCUGGUAUGAAGAAUGACUCCAACAAGGAGAUUGAGGAGGCCAUGAAGAGGGUCAGAGAAGCUCAGUCACUCAUCUCUGCAGCUAUCGAGCCUGGAAAUAAGAAAGACGACAAGCGCAAACAUUCGCGCUCCAGGUCUCGGUCCAGGCGGAGGAGGUCCCGGUCUCGCUCGCGUCACAGGCGUUCGAAGAGCAGGUCCAGGCGGAGAUCGCACUCACGAAGCCGGAGACGGUCCAAGAGCCCCCGCAGGAGGAAGUCCCACUCGAGAGACCGGGGCCGACGCAGCAAAUCCAGGGAUAGGAGGAAAGAGGAGAAAUCCAAAAAGCGCUCCAAGACGCCACCUAAGAGCUACAGCAGUACCAGGAGGUCUCGCAGCAUCAGUCGGAGACGUAGAAGAAGCCGCAGCGCCUCUCGCUCGCCAAAGAAGUCCAGGUCCCCAAAGAGGAAAAUCUCCCGGUCUCCAUCCCCUAGAAGGCACAAGAAGGAGAAAAAGAAGGACAAAGAGCGAGAGAAGGACCGUGACCGUGAACGGGAUCGGGAGAGGAAAGACGACCGAGACCGCGGCAGAGAUGAAAGGGAGCGAUCGCCCAGCAAGAAGAAAAAGAGCAAAGAGAAGGACAGAGAGCGCAAAUCUGACAGCGAGAAGGGAGAUAUCAAGAGCUCUUUGCUCUUGCAGGUGACCAGGGAUUAUGAUGAAGAGGAGCAGGGCUAUGACAGUGGAAAAGAACGUGAGGUAGAGGAAGAGGAGAGGAAGAGCGACUCUGACUCCGUGUCUUCCUCGAAGCCCCAGGAGGAGUCUGACGAGAAGCCCGCAGGAGAGAGUGGCAAGAAGUCCAAACAGAACGGAGAUGACCACCAUGAAGACGACAUGGAGAUGAGCGACUAGAGAGCCCAGAGACCCAGCCUGAUGACAUCACUGAAAGCCCACAGGCUUCUUGUCCUACCGUUCUCUUUUUAAAGGCACUGUGCCUGAUUUCUUAAAUGAAUAUUUACGGGUGUCUGGUGGUUUCUAGUGUUAUUGGGGGUGAUGUACAGUUUUUGUUUUUUUUAUUUUAGAGACACCUUUCAUCUCUAGACUGGUUAGGGAAAAUCUUUUUUUGGAAUAGACAGUUAUUUCUGUAGUGGACAUUGUGCAUGUGUAGGAUUUUUGUCCUGAGGAAAUUUAUAAAUAAUUACAAAAAAAACUUUAUAAAGAUCAUAUUAGACACAGUUUUAAACAUUUCACCAUGCUGUACGGUUUUAAGUUAAAUGGCCUGUUGAAUGUGAGGGAUUUUGAAAGCAGUUUUGUGUCAAAGAUUUUACUCAUCUUGAACGUAAAACAGUUUUCUCGUAAGUGACCCACUGAAAAUGUAUAUUUAAACCUUCUACAGGGUAGUGUUUGGUCCUUUGCAUACAGACUGUUGAUCAUAUUUAGCUUAGUACCAUUCUGUUUUAGGUGCAGUGCAGCUUUAUUAUUUCUGUUGCAAUUCUGAUACAUUGACUAAAUCUGUGAAGCCCUCAAUACCUUUGUGACUGUAUUCAUGCCUUCUAACCCCUGUGAUAAAAUACUGUAAACUAUUGAUUGGAAUCUGUGUUCCAGGAUUGCAAUGGACACCCUGUACUGUCUGCAAAAUUGUUUUACAAAAAGUCUAUAAUAAAAUUUGGUCAAAAAGUUGA
Esox lucius (northern pike) is the source of this 2183-nucleotide messenger RNA. RefSeq names its product serine/arginine-rich splicing factor 11. Gene Ontology annotation, cellular component: nucleoplasm. NCBI's taxonomy places the organism in Eukaryota, Metazoa, Chordata, Actinopteri, Esociformes, Esocidae. The transcript is spliced from 12 exons. Gene Ontology annotation, molecular function: RNA binding. Bases 1 to 1413 code for a protein of 470 amino acids. The record is from RefSeq and is a predicted model, not a curated record.